AUGUCUAGCAUUCCGCGGUCAUUUCUCCACUCUCUCCCGGCAGCCCCCUAUAUCGACGUCUCGACGAUCAAAGGCAAUAUCUCGGACGAGGAAAAGCAGCUCGGUGCCAAUAUCUUUUCUUAUUUUGUGAAUAGUCGGGAGGAAUCCUAUGGUGCUGAGGUUGGUAGGCGCUUACGCCUUGUCGAAAUGAAUAUUUGGGGUCGAGAUGCUAGUGGGACUGCUGCCCAGGGACAAACGAUCUUUGAGAUUGAUGUCGAAAAAGACAUGUGUAAUGUCUAUGGGACCUUGCACGGGGCAUGCGCCGCAUAUAUCGUCGACCCGUGUUCUGUGUCCAGCUUGGUAGUUCUAGGCGCUGCUAUCGGAGCUGAUGGAACAGGAGUCUCGCAAUCUCUCAACGUUAUCUGGCACCAGCCGGCUAAAAUGUACGUAUCAUUUUCUCCGAGCUUGGACCGGUUUCCUUGUAGGAGAAACUUAAGGGAGCCUCACAAACUGUAUGUUUCUGCCGUCCAUACGACUGUCAACAAUACGCGCCCUUCCCUGGCUAAAUUAUGA
Messenger RNA from Desarmillaria tabescens, 552 nucleotides. RefSeq lists its product as uncharacterized. The record is from RefSeq and is a predicted model, not a curated record. The coding region runs from base 1 to 552 and encodes 183 amino acids. The transcript has 4 exons. NCBI's taxonomy places the organism in Eukaryota, Fungi, Basidiomycota, Agaricomycetes, Agaricales, Physalacriaceae.